UACUAAAGAAUUCAUCAAAAGAGUUUAAAUACAAAUAAAAAAAAUAUUUCCAAUAGUAUUAAUUUUCCAUCAAAGACUUAUCAACUAAUCACAUAUUACAUAGAAUGGGAUUAAUUUUCCAUCAAAGACUCUUAACGAUGACAAGUCCAUUUAACAUUCAUACCAAAAUAAAUAAAACGUCGUCGGCGCACUUACACGGUGUCGUUUCAGUGAGAGCACUUCGUCACACGUUCCUUUUAUUUAUUUAUUUUCCUCCGUUUAGUAAUUUCCACUCAUCUUCCUUCAUCCUCAGAUCUGAUCAAUUUCUUCCCGGGAAAAUCAACAAACAAAUCAUCAAUCAAUCCCUGCAAUUUCCAUUCUCCUCCGGUGAAGCUAACCGUCGGAAACCCAAUUGAGAGAAUGUCGCACAACGACACAGUUCCGCUAUACCAAUCGUCCCAGUCAGACAUCGACGAGAUCGAGAACAUGAUGAGCGAAGGUUUCCAAUCGGGACCCGGGUCAGUCCUCCCCGCCCGUCCGCCGAGCCCGAUCCGUCCAUCGAUACCCGUCACAUCCUCCCCCUUGGUCCAAUCCAACCUCCCGCCGCUUCCCCCUGCCCAGAAGGUGACGCCUGUUCCCGUCCCUCCGUCGGGAAGCAGCGGCUCGGAAGGUGGGAAGGCGAUCGGGUUCGGGUCUCCGCCGAACACGUUGACGGAGCCGGUGUGGGAUACGGUGAAGAGGGAUCUGGCGAGGAUAGUGAGUAAUCUGAAGCUGGUGGUGUUUCCGAAUCCGAAUAGGGAGGAUCCGGGGAAGGCGCUUAGGGAUUGGGAUCUGUGGGGUCCGUUUUUCUUUAUCGUCUUCUUGGGGCUCACUCUCUCUUGGUCCGCUUCCGUUAAGAAGUCCGAAGUAUUUGCCGUGGCGUUUGCACUACUUGCAGCUGGGGCAGUGAUCCUCACACUAAAUGUGCUGCUCCUGGGAGGACAUAUAAUCUUCUUCCAAAGCCUGAGCCUUUUGGGCUACUGUCUAUUCCCACUGGACGUUGGAGCAGUGAUCUGCAUGUUGAAGGACAAUGUGAUACUCAAAAUGAUAGUUGUGUGUGUGACUCUUGCCUGGAGCUCUUGGGCCGCUUAUCCUUUCAUGAGCGCCGCUGUGAACCCAAGAAGGAAAGCUCUCGCACUUUACCCGGUCUUCCUCAUGUAUGUCUCUGUCGGCUUCUUGAUCAUUGCCAUUGAUUGAUUCCAUCUCGAAAAAAAUGGAAAAUCAGAGAUAUUUUUCCUUUGAUUCAGUUUGAAAAUCAUGUGGUAUAGAGUAGAUAGAGAAUUCUCCAACGCGAACUAAUCUGAGUUUUAAUGAGAGACCAUAUGUAUAAUAUGCUCUUUAAACACUUUUUUGUUAUACUCUGGUUGACUUUACUUUAUUUGUAUAAGACCUUUGAUUAUAAGACAAGGCUGUUUUGUUUA
Molecule: messenger RNA, 1439 nt
Organism: Brassica napus (rape)
Lineage: Eukaryota; Viridiplantae; Streptophyta; Magnoliopsida; Brassicales; Brassicaceae
Product: protein YIP4b
Exons: 3
Coding region: 400-1215 (271 amino acids)
Biological process (GO): endoplasmic reticulum to Golgi vesicle-mediated transport
Cellular component (GO): trans-Golgi network; membrane
Source: RefSeq, a predicted model, not a curated record